Naegleria lovaniensis is the source of this 408-nucleotide messenger RNA. RefSeq lists its product as uncharacterized. Gene Ontology annotation, biological process: regulation of transcription elongation by RNA polymerase II; positive regulation of DNA-templated transcription, elongation; mRNA processing. Gene Ontology annotation, cellular component: nucleus; DSIF complex. The record is from RefSeq and is a predicted model, not a curated record. NCBI's taxonomy places the organism in Eukaryota, Heterolobosea, Eutetramitea, Acrasida, Naegleriidae. Bases 1 to 408 code for a protein of 135 amino acids. Gene Ontology annotation, molecular function: RNA polymerase II complex binding; zinc ion binding. The transcript has a single exon.
AUGAGUAAUCAUAAUUUCUACAAUGCUCCCUAUCAACACUAUUACCAACAGGCUCAUGCCAUGAUGCCUCCACCUCUCGGACAGGUUCAACCUCAGUAUGAAGAGGAAGAGGAUCAACAAAAUGUUCAACAAUUUGCUGAUGAAUCCGAUGUGAUUCCAACUAACAUGAGACAACUGAGAGCUUGCCUGACUUGUGGCUUGGUCAAAACAACAGAUCAAUUUAAAACCAAUGGCUGCGAAAAUUGCUCUAACAAGGAUGAUGAUCCACUAAAUAAUACUAGUACAUCAUUUGAAGGAUUAAUUUGUUUAAUGAAUCCAAGUAAGAGUUGGGUUGCUAGAUAUCAAAACUUACAAGACAAAGUAGAAGGCGUUUAUGCCAUUACAGUGCACGGAAGUACUACGGAGUAA